Messenger RNA from Papilio machaon (common yellow swallowtail), 593 nucleotides. Its product is annotated as larval cuticle protein A2B. Gene Ontology annotation, cellular component: extracellular matrix. The coding region runs from base 44 to 562 and encodes 172 amino acids. The record is from RefSeq and is a predicted model, not a curated record. Lineage: Eukaryota; Metazoa; Arthropoda; Insecta; Lepidoptera; Papilionidae. The transcript has a single exon.
CUGCACCGUUAGCAAGACAACAACAACAACGCAAGCAAUCAAGAUGGUUCAGAAGCUAGUGAUUUUAUCAGGACUCAUCGUGUCUGCGGCCUGUAUGGUCUUCCAUCAAGCGCCUAUACCUAUCUAUGUGCCCAUACAAUACGAGGAACCUGCACCCAACUAUAAUUUCGCGUACCAAGUCAACGACCCACACACUGGAGAUUAUAAAAGACUGCAUGAAACGAGGAAUGGUGGCAUCGUGCAAGGACAAUAUUCCCUGCUUCAGCCUGAUGGGAUCACCAGAACAGUAGACUACAGUGCUGACGACUUGAAUGGCUUCAACGCAGUCGUGAACAAUCAAGGUAGACCAAUCAGUGAAUCUACAGAAAGACAGAGUGAAAAUGAGACCGAUGAUGGUAGACAGGGAAAUGGAAGGUACAAUGGUGAGCAGUAUCGGCAAGGUACUAACGAACAGCAGGAGUUGGCACAAGGCCAGACUGCCAGACCUCUGACAGUGGAACGCACCGCUCUCAUCCACCACGUUUUGCGGCAGUAUCGUCACAAUGGUGAACAUAAUCUCUGAAUAUCUGACAACGACCUGUAAAUCUUUUCUG